AUGGCGUCAACAAUCAACGCAGAAUCCCUCUUACACCUGGCUCAAAAUCCUCCUCAAGAUUCUCGAGAACGAUUUUCCCUGUAUGAAGCAGCACGACGGCUUAUGUUAUCUGUGGAGGACCCAAUGAGCAUGGGGUCCCGACUGACCGCAGCUGCAGUAUCUCAAGUAGCAAUCGACCUCAAGAUAUUCGAGCUGUUGAUAAAAGAACCAAACGAGCACUGGUCAGUCGACGAUUUAGAGAAGCACACAGGUGCGGAGGCCAGUCUCCUGGAUCGGCUCAUGCGUAAUCUUGCGGUGAACAAUUUGGUGCUCGAGGUUGCCAGUUCUACGUAUUCUGCUUCUCACCUCACCGCACGCUGUGCGUCUGCAGCAUUCAGAGCCGGUUUGGCACACAGCAAAAACCUGAUAUGGCCAGGUCUACAGGUACUACCCACGUUUCUGGCUGAGAACGGUUAUCAAAAUCCUCGUGAUCAUGUGCGAUCGGCAUGCAUGAGAGGCGUGGACUUUGAUGGCGAUGCAAUGGCUUAUUUGAAAGAAAACCCUGAGCAGGCGGCCGCGAGCUAUCUCUUCAUGGCGGAGAACAAAAAGGAGGCUCCGAAGUGGGUAGAUGGCAAAAUUCCAACGACUGACCUCAUACUCAGUGAGGAGGAACUUGCCGACAGUCGCGUCAUGCUUGUAGAUGUUGGUGGCGGGAGCGGACACCAGUGCGAGGCCAUUCGCAAAGCUUUUCCCCAUCUCAAAGGUCGCAUCCUGGUAGAGGACCUCCCUUUCAUGGUCAAUAGGAUCGAUAAAGAGCAUGCUCGCACAGUCGGUUUCGAAGUCGUUGCGCACGAUUUCUUCAAACCUCAGCCAAUACGCGGAGCCAAGGUCUAUUACAUGCGCAACGUCAUCCACGAUUGGGACGAUGAGCGAGCGUCCGCUAUCCUGCAACCAACUCACGAAGCCAUGGCCAAGGACUCUGUCCUGUUCAUUGAUGAGAUUAUUUUACCGAAAGUUGGCGCUUCCAGUAGGCAAGUACACAUGGACAUGGCUGUCAUGGUUUUUGCAGGAGCCAUGGAGAGGACAGACAAGCAGUGGAAAGAUUUGUUGGGCAACAAUGGGUUCGAAAUUCGAGACAUAUGGGUCUACGAUGAGCAGCUAGGCGCUGCAAUUCUUGCCGCUGUACCUAAAUCGGAAUAG
Plenodomus lingam JN3 is the source of this 1179-nucleotide messenger RNA. RefSeq lists its product as uncharacterized. The record is from RefSeq and is a predicted model, not a curated record. Gene Ontology annotation, molecular function: O-methyltransferase activity. NCBI's taxonomy places the organism in Eukaryota, Fungi, Ascomycota, Dothideomycetes, Pleosporales, Leptosphaeriaceae.